AUGUCUGAGGAAAGUGAUCCAAAGCACUACCUGUACUCAACCCUGGAGGGUAUGGAAAGGAACCGAGAAAGGGUCGGCUUCCAGAUGAAGGAAGAGGAAGGACCUCCACGCACCGCCAUCAGCAAACUUCACCGAAUGGCCAACAGUUACAAGAAAGGUUGCGGCGUUCGUGACGGGGUCGAGCUGGACGCCGAGCUGCGUCUGGCAUCCGAGGGGAGCGAAAGCAGCCACGAGAACUCGGCCUCGGCCGGCUCCCCGCACGAAGACAGGAAGAGACAACGCGCACCCAUGCACGAGGAUGUAGAGAUGGGCGGCAGCGGCUCCAGCGGCAGCGGGACAGAAUCCCACGGCAACGAGUCGCAUGGCAAUGACUCCCACGGCAACGAGUCCGUGGGCAGCUCAAGCGGCAACGGCAAGGAUUCUGCUCUUAUGGAGUCCUCGGGCAGCAACAAGAGCUCAAACUCUCACAGCCCGUCGCCGCCGAGCAGCUCCAACGCCUUCAGUCUGGUGAGCUCCGAGCAGGACAACCCUUCAACCAGCGGCUGCAGCAGCGAACAGUCCGCCAAAGCUAAGACACAGAAGGAGCUUUUCAAGACCCUCAAGGAGCUGAAGAAGCACUUACCGUCAGAAAAACGAAGCAAGGGCAAGCCGAGCACGGUCAACACGCUGAAGUAUGCGCUCCGAUGUGUCAAACAGGUGAAAGCUAAUGAGGAAUACUAUCAGAUGCUGAUGAUUAAUGACAGCCAGCCGCCAGGGUUCGAUGUCUCAUCCUACACCAUCGAGGAAAUCAACAGCAUCACCUCCGAAUACACCCUCAAAAACAACGACAUUUUUGCUGUCACCGUCUCGCUCACCACGGGGAAAAUAGUUUACAUCUCGGACCAGGCGGCGUCCAUCUUGAACUGCAAGCGGGAAGUGUUUAAAAACGCCAAGUUUGUGGAGUUCCUGACGCCUCAGGACGUCAGCGUGUUCUACAGCUUCACCACGCCAUACCGCCUGCCCUCAUGGAGCAUGUGCACCGGAGCAGACUCGUCCCCCACGGAGUGCAUGCAGGAGAAAUCCUUCUUUUGCCGCAUCAGUGGUGGCAAGGAGCGUGAAGGAGCUCUGAAGUACUACCCUUUCCGUAUGACUCCGUACCUGAUGAAAGUCCAGGAUGCUGAGCUCGGUGAGGAACAGUUCUGCUGCCUCCUGCUGGCCGAGAGGGUGCACUCUGGAUACGAAGCACCCAGAAUCCCCACUGACAAGCGCGUCUUCACCACCACACACACACCUAACUGUGUGUUCCAGGAUGUGGAUGAGAGGGCCGUUCCUCUGCUGGGUUACCUCCCUCAGGACCUGAUCGGGACUCCUUUGCUGCUCAAUCUGCACCCGAGUGACCGACCCUUGAUGCUGGCUGUGCAUCGGAAAAUUCUGCAGUUUGUUGGUCAGCCAUUCGACCACUCCUCGAUCCGUUUCUGUGCGCGAAACGGCGAGUACGUGACCAUCGACACCAGCUGGUCCAGCUUCGUCAACCCCUGGAGCCGCAAGGUCUCCUUUGUCAUCGGCAGGCACAAAGUGCGCAUGGGUCCUGUGAAUGAAGAUGUUUUUGCAGCACCAGCUUUUCACGGAGGGAAGAUCAUGGACUCAGACAUCCAGGAAAUUAGUGAACAGAUCCACAGGCUGCUACUCCAACCGGUCCACAACAUUGGCUCCAGCGGUUACGGUAGCCACGGCAGCAACGGCUCCCACGAGCAGAUGUUGAGCAUCAGCUCGUCCAGCGAGAGCAACGGGAUCACGGCGGCGGGGAACACAGCGGAGGAGGCAAACAAGGCCAAGCCCCCCAGGACCUUCAAGGAGAUCUGUAAAGGGGUCCACAUGCUGAAGAACCAGGAAACCCAGGUCGGCCUGCGCUCCCCACCUCCUUCACCCUCACUGUCGCCAUCCAAGCCCGAGCAGAAGAAAACCGCUGACACAUCAGCUCCAAAGAGUCCCGCAGUGCGUGUGAAAGACUCAGCGGCUCCUCUGCAGGUCAAAGACAGUACUGCAGCCAGCCCUGAGGACUACGCAUGGAAAGACCAGACUGUCUGCUCCUACCAGCAGAUCAGCUGCCUCGACAGUGUCAUCAGGUACCUGGAGAGUUGUAACAUCCCCAUCACAGCGAAGAGGAAGUACCAGUUCUCCACCAACACCACCUCCUCCAACUCAGAUGACGACAAGAAGGGCUCAGAGGAUGGCAUGCAGGUGUCUCAGGACACAAAUCAAGACACUUUGAUGCUAGGAGCCCAGCCAGGCCUGUCCACCAUGAAAGCACAUAAGAAGCCUUCAUCUGGGACAGCCGCUGUGGUGGGAGGUCCGCUAGCACCGCUCACCCUGCCCAGCAAGGCCGAGAGCGUGGUGUCCAUCACCUCCCAGUGCAGCUACAGCAGCACCAUCGUCCACGUGGGAGACAAGAAGCCUCAGCCAGAGUCUGAGAUUAUCGAGGACGUGGCAGAGAGCCCUGCGCCCGUGGCUCUGCGCCCGUGGCUCUCCAGCCAGGAGGAGGAGGCCUACAAGCGUCUGGGUCUGACCAAGCAGGUGCUGGCUGCUCACACCCAGAAAGAAGAGCAGGCCUUCCUCCACCGCUGCCGAGAGCUCCACAACGCCAGGACCCUCCAGAAGGACUGUUUCACAAAUCUGCACAAGCAGAGAGGGCCGGCUAACGCUGAAGAAUCAUCUGCACUACGAGCUGCAACCAAACAGGGCACCACCAGGCCCGAGACUACCGCCAAGAGAGGCAGCCGCAACAGGAAGUCCAAGAAGCCCCGGAUGAAGCAUCCUGAUUCCUCAGAAAGCGGCGCGUCGGACCGCAAACCCCGGCCCCCUCUGCAGGGCCUCAACCAAACCUCGUGGUCCCCGUCGGAAGCAUCCCUGUCGGCUUUUAACGUCUCCUACCCGGCCAUGGUGCCCGCCUACCCGCUCUACCCCGCAGCUGCAGCCUCAGUUCAGGCCCCCUGCCCCGACCCCUCCCUGUCCACAGGCUUUGGGGAUGGACAGAGCACUCAAGGCCCGCAGACUGCCUCUCCGUUUGGUGCACCGCUUGUUACACCUGUGGUGGCUCUGGUGCUGCCCAAUUACAUCUUCCCCCAAAUGGGACAGAUGGGUCAGAUCGGGCAGCUUGGGGCUGCUCCUAGACCAGCGUUUUUCCCUGAUCCGACCCAGACGCAACCUGCAUACCCCGCUCAGCAGGCCUUUCAGGCCCCACAGCCAGGCUACGCCAUGCAAACGCAGCCCUUCACCAGCCAACCGCCGUUCCCAUUGCAGACUGCCUUUACCCCCAGGCAGCCUUUCGGAACCACACAGACCCCCUACACUGCAGCGCAGCCUUUCCAGGCCCCUCAGACUGCCUACACUCAGACUGCCUACACUACCCAGCAGCAUUUCGCUGCCCAGCCUUCUUUCCCGAUGCAGACUCAGUUUGUGACUCAAGCCCCGUAUGCACCUCAGCCGUUCCCCUACAGCCUGGCCGCCGAGUCGCCCAAAUCCAUGGCCGCUGAGCUUCGAGAGGGGGCGGCGUCACGCUCCUCCACGCCGGCCUCCGUGGUGAGGGAGCCGACGACGUCACCGCCGCUGUUCGAGUCGCGGUGCAGCUCGCCCCUGCAGCUCAAUCUGCUGAGCAUGGAGGAGGGACAGCGGCAGGACAGCACAGCGCCGCUUGCUGGAUGCCAUGGCAACGCCUCAGCAACAGCAUCAGGGGCAGCUGGAGCAGCAGGGGAGAAGGUCGCCAAGACCGAGAACCACCAAGAGGUGAGAUCUCAAGGAGACGGGGCUAACAGUGACGGUAACUCCUCAUCCUGCGACUUGCUGGACAUCCUGCUGCAGGAGGACUCCCACUCCGGGACCGGAUCAACCUCUGGCUCCACGGGCUCCGGAAUGGGCUCUGGAUCUGGUUCAAGGUCGGGCUCGGGCUGCAACGGCAGCGGCACAUCAGCUAGUGGAGCUUCUGGCAGCAGAACAGGGAGCAACAACACCAGCAAAUACUUCGGCAGCAUCGACUCUCUGGAACACGACCCCAAGUCCAAAGCCAAGAUGAGAGGCGAAGGAGACUCCGAAGGCGGCCAGUCGCAGAACAAGGUUUCAGUCCGAGGCGACGGGGAGCACUUAAUCAAAUACGUUCUCCAGGAGCCCAUGUGGCUGCUGAUGGCCAAUGCUGACGAGAAGGUCAUGAUGACGUAUCAAAUGCCGUCCAGUGACAUUCAGAGGGUUCUUCGAGAAGACAAGGAGAGGCUGAGGCAGAUGCAGAAGGGCCAGCCUCACUUCUCCUCUGACCAGCGUAGAGAGCUGAUGGAGGAACACCCCUGGAUGAGGAGGGGAGGUCUGCCUGCUGCCAUCAACGUGAAGGAGUGUGUAUACUGCGAGGAUGCAGCGGCAACCCCCGUCGAGGAGAACCUGCCACACAUGGACAUGGGCGAGCUCGGCGAGGAUCUGAACCGAGAGAACCAGAACGCCCAGAACAAAACAGAAAAGUCUCAGCCUCAAACAGACACUGGCUCUUGA
Anoplopoma fimbria (sablefish) is the source of this 4512-nucleotide messenger RNA. RefSeq names its product period circadian protein homolog 2-like. Gene Ontology annotation, biological process: circadian regulation of gene expression; negative regulation of transcription by RNA polymerase II; entrainment of circadian clock by photoperiod. Lineage: Eukaryota; Metazoa; Chordata; Actinopteri; Perciformes; Anoplopomatidae. Gene Ontology annotation, cellular component: cytoplasm; nucleus. The record is from RefSeq and is a predicted model, not a curated record. Gene Ontology annotation, molecular function: transcription corepressor binding; transcription cis-regulatory region binding.